GUGCGUCUUUACUUCCCAAACACACGGUGCUUGUAAACUGCUGUCAGUAGAUGUAGCUGUCGUCUUCUUCUAAUUAAAAAGGAAGCAGCUGUGGGAGGACAUUAUGAAGCGACGAAGGUUGUAUUUAGCUGAUUGUAUCUGCAGGAGAUUAUGAACAUGAAUGGUGUCGCAUCAACCACACAAAGCUGUUGUAUAUUUGAGUACACCUCCCUGAAUCCAUCUUCUAUCUUCCAUUCAAGCUGAUUAUUUCUCAUUGUCUCUUUUUAUCUCCGCUCCUCCAGAUGGACACGAGGAAACGUCUGGCCAAGAUCGUGUUGGUGUUCGUGGGCCUCUUCGCCCUGUGCUGGUUCCCCAACCACGUGCUCUACAUGUACCGCUCCUUCCACUACCAGCAGAUGGAUCUGUCCCUGGCUCACCUCAUCAUCACCUUGCUGGCCCGAGUCCUCAGCUUCUCCUCGUCCUGCGUCAACCCCUUCGCCCUCUACCUGCUCAGCGAGAGCUUCCGCCGGCACUUCAACAGUCAGCUGCAAUGCGUUCAAGGUUCCCCCCCCGAGCGCCACGCCAGCUACAUGCACAGCACCUCCCACAUCCGCCUCACCUCCAUCAAGAAGACCACGCCCAACGCCGCCAUCAUCGCUCCGGCAGCCAAUGGCAGCGCCAACAGACAGGAAGUGGCUCUGUGAGGUGGGAGGCUGCCAGUCUGUGUUUUUUUUAUCAGCUUCACGUCAUCCCGAGAGUUCUGCAAACACCGGACUCACCGGACUCCUGCCGCUCUGAGACCAGAGUGUUGGAUGGAUAGAGGAAAGCACCGGACUCGUACCGGUUGGAUGCUUGUACCAGCUGCUCCUUUCACACCGUACUGCUUCAUAUUCAUCCUUAACUUGGCAACCAAACAAAACCUGCCUCUUGGAAAUAUGUCUACGAGUUCAGACAUCACCGGGAACAGCAAAAAACCCAAACUGAAAAUGUUUCCAGCCACAAUGUUCGCUGACAGCAUCCAUCUUACUGAAGGCGUUGGAGGAAGUGAACAGUGCUUUGGCUGAGAGGACGGCCUCAGCACGGUGACCACAUUAGCACGGCUUGUUUCUCUGAAUGCUCAUCAUCGAUUGAUCCACAGAGAGAGAGAGACGGAGACUUCUUAUCUGCUGCCUCUGGAUAAGGAUGGGCAGACGCAGAGCAACGUCCACCUCUUAUCUGAGGACCAACGCUGGGACCACUGGUGGAUCUACGCUGGACUCUGGUCUCUCUCUGAACCGCUGCUGCUGCUUUGUUGGAGAUGAAGUGAACACAGUUGUAGCAGAUAACAAACUACCCAACGCCUCUUAAAGCAGAAUAUCUCCCAGUGUGGAGGGGAAACCUCUUUGUUAAUCACCAACGGUUGUGUCCGUGUCCUUGGCAGGAAGUCAGGCGUAUUCCCAGCGGGGGGGUCGGGCUCCUGCCGGGUCGUGCCUCGCCUCUGACUCUGUCUCACGGACAGGGUCAAGUACGGUGACCUCAGGAUUAUAUCUUUGCUUUCUGCAGACACUCUGGUGCACACUGGAAUGGGAUGCAGCCGAGUGUGAACAAGUCCAGAUUGAUGGCACUCAGCCAGAGAAGUGUGGGUUGCUGUGCUUUGGUACCAUCGAUCAUGAAUCAUCACGAGUAUUAUAGAGGACUUCCUUCUGCAUAGAAGUUACGCUGUACGCUUGGAUGGAAGAACUAAAAGGCUCUCCAGGUUACAUCAGCACGUAUUAGGAAUGAAUUAACAGCAAUCGUACCAAUAGUCUUUGUUAUUCUUCAUCAUCAUCAUCAUCAUCAUGAUGAUGAUGAUGAUGAUGAUGAUGAUGAUUCUUGCCUGUACUGUAAUUAUUACCAAAUUACACUGUAAAAGGUUGGAUGUUUGAGAUGGAGACAUUCGAUCAUAGACGAUGAGCCACACUUUCUCGGGUUAACUCUCAUUAUAAGACAUAUUCCUGCUACCGACACUUACCUUCAACCAAAGCAAAUCAAUAACAAUAAUACAUCACAUUUAUAGAAUGCUUUUCUUAGUUCUCAAAGAUGCUCUACAUAAUGUAGGUUACAAUAAAGAAGAGCAAACAAGCAGUGAAACUCUGGACUACAGGCAGGAGAAGAUAAGAAUACAAAGAGAGAGAAGGAAACACGCACUGGACGAAGGUGGACGAUGGUGAUGUGGUUGUGGUGGAGCGAGUGAUGAUGAUCUUUGGACUGAUUGCAGUUUCAGAAAGUGUCUUUUCAUGUUUUAAUGUCCAGUAAGUACUGAGGAGUGAUUGUGUUUAACUGUGACCUCUCUCACGGUAACAAGAUGAUCGACACGGCUCCAGCAUCUGGUGCUGCGAGAGCCCAAAGAAACCCGACCAAGCUCAGUGAACCUGCAGCAGUUCCUCUCAUAGUCGCUGAAGAAGCCGACGGCGUUCACAGCUUCCUGUUUGCAGCUCAGACGAGCGCUCGGUGUCGCUGCAUUAGCAUGAACAGGUGAUGAAGAGUGUGUUGUAUGUUCAAAACCACCACUUCAUAAUGUGACGGACUCAUGAUGACAUCUUGAUGUUGUUUUUGUCUUCUUUAAUAACGUUUGAUGUGUUUUUCAGUGUCAGGCACGUUUCACACAUCUGUGUUGGAAAAGUGUGCUUGAAUCUCAUAAACAUGCGUAAAACACACACUGCAGCAGUUUCCCCCGAACUCAAAUAGAAACAUAAAAAGGCUGAGGCAGGACAUGCUUCGGGCCCGUCUAACUACUGGUUGUCAGUCCGGGCUCUUAGCUCUUAAAUUAGGCGAUCAGGUGUCAGUGGAGCUGAAGUUACAGCCGGUAAGUGGCUGUCAAAGUGUCUGAACGCACCUGUUGGUGGCUGUCAAUAUGUCCACAGACAUCUGUGUGCUCCUCAGAACUCUGACGUGUCAUUAGCUCUGGGAGGUUGAAAAGCAAAGGAAGCUUUUUUAUUUUUAAUCGAGAUGGACUCACGAAAAGAGAGGACGGGUUCAGCGGUUCACUCAGAGACUUCGACACGA
Molecule: messenger RNA, 3003 nt
Organism: Anarrhichthys ocellatus (wolf-eel)
Lineage: Eukaryota; Metazoa; Chordata; Actinopteri; Perciformes; Anarhichadidae
Product: neuromedin-B receptor-like
Exons: 2
Coding region: 282-683 (133 amino acids)
Biological process (GO): G protein-coupled receptor signaling pathway
Cellular component (GO): plasma membrane
Molecular function (GO): neuropeptide receptor activity
Source: RefSeq, a predicted model, not a curated record